AGCCCGGGAGCUAGAGGCUUCCCCGGCCGACGGCGGGACUGCCUGCUUGGCGCGAAAGCGUGGGCACAGCGCGGACGUAGCCAAGUCCCGCGGCGGCUGCGCCCGCAUCAUGGAAGGCAGCCCCGCCCCAGCUCUAGCCCGGGUCGCUACCGACCUUCGCCGCCUCCAGCACCCAGUCCACCUGCUCCCGCUGCCGCUCCCCGGGCGCCGUCCUGUCCUCACCUCGAAGCCAACAUGAAGGAAGCCCGGGGCGACGGGAGCGCCCCUUUCUGCGCCCGUCUCAACUACUCCUACCCGGGCAUGUGGGAGCCCGAGCGCUCCGCGGAGUCGCGGGGCAACUUCACGCGUGCCCGGGACACCGGAGAAGAUUGCCGCUCGGUGUCCGUAGUCUUUCCGAUCACCAUGCUGAUCACCGGCUUCGUGGGCAAUGCUCUGGCCAUGCUGCUGGUGUCGCGGAGCUACCGGCGCCGGGAGAGCAAGCGCAAGAAGUCUUUCCUGCUGUGCAUCGGCUGGCUAGCGCUCACCGACAUGGUUGGGCAGCUGCUCACCAGCCCCGUGGUCAUCGUCGUGUACCUGUCCAAGCAGCGCUGGGAGCACCUUGACCCGUCGGGGAGGCUGUGCACUUUCUUUGGCCUGACCAUGACUGUCUUUGGGCUCUCCUCGCUCUUCGUCGCCAGCGCUAUGGCCGUCGAGCGGGCGCUGGCCAUCCGGGCCCCGCACUGGUACGCGAGCCACAUGAAGACGCGCGUCACCCGCUGUGUGCUGCUCGGAGUGUGGCUGGCGGUGCUCACCUUCGCCCUGUUGCCGGUGCUGGGCGUGGGCCAGUACACCAUCCAGUGGCCCGGGACGUGGUGCUUCAUUAGCACCGGAGGAGGUGGCAACGGGACUAGCUCCCCGCCCAAGUGGGGCAACCUUUUCUUUGCCUCUACCUUUGCCUUCCUAGGGCUCUCGGCGCUGACCAUCACCUUUGCCUGCAACCUGGCCACCAUUAAGGCCCUGGUGUCCCGCUGUCGGGCCAAGGCCACAGCGUCUCAGUCGAGCGCCCAGUGGGGCCGGAUCACGACUGAGACGGCCAUCCAGCUUAUGGGGAUCAUGUGCGUGCUGUCAGUCUGCUGGUCGCCAUUGCUGAUAAUGAUGUUGAAAAUGAUCUUCAAUCAAGCAUCAGUUGAGCACUGCAAGACACAACCAGAAAAGCAGAAAGAGUGCAACUUCUUCUUAAUAGCUGUCCGCCUGGCUUCACUGAACCAGAUCUUGGAUCCCUGGGUCUAUCUGCUGCUAAGAAAGAUUCUUCUUCGGAAGUUUUGCCAGAUCAGGAACCACACAAAGAACUGUGCAUCCAGCUCCAUUUCUUUACCCCACCAGUGCACCUCAACCUUGAUGUGGAGUGACCACUUGGAAAGAUAAUGAAAGAAUGGAAAUGGACUUUUCUUACAAUUCCUGCUGCCCUGAAUUUGUGUAUUUCUUCCCACCUGAGAAGGAGGAUUUUAUAUUUUGAUUUGGAUUAUUUUUUCAUUCUCAUAUUAUUUUACUUUAAUUAUUUUUGUCAGUAAUACUCACUGAGAAUACAUUUAUCAUUAUAACCUAUGCUUGCAAGUGUUAAAUUGACUCUUUUUAAUUAAUUUUUUAUUGCUGUUCAAUUACAGUUACCCCCAUUGCUCUCUCCUGCCCACCCCACCCUCCCACCUGUAGUCCUCCUCCCCACCUCCCCACCAUUGUCUUUGUCCAUGGGUCCUUUAUACAUGUUCCUUGACUUGACCCUUUAAGUUGACUUCUGGAGCUAGAUUUUGAGUAUGUAUUUAAGAACCUGGGCAGAAUUUCACAGAUGGUGAUUAAUCAAAAAGCAAAAAGAAGAAAACCCCAUCUUCUGGGAGUUUGUCCCCAACUUCAAACUUUGAUCUGAAUUUAAACUGAUGUGGACAUCUUUACAUUUUGUCAUUGUUUUGAUUUUAUAGUAUGAGUUUAAAAAAUCAGUAUAAGUUUUGACAAUGUAAAGUCAACAUACUGAAAGUAGAAUUGAAUUAAUAGGACAUAAAUUUAAUGAGAUAGAAAAGUAUGCUAAUUGAAGGCAGGACUAUACCAUGACAAAAGUUAUUCAUGCACAAUGUGUGAUUAUUGUGGAGAUGUUGUAUCCUUUUGGGCUGAACUUGGAGCUCAAAGUCCCUACAUCUAUAUUCUAGUUAUAUGUCAUUUAGUAACUCAAGAACCAAUUUAAUCCUUAUUUCUGUCUUUGAAGAUUAGAAGCAAUGAUGUAGCUAAGGGUUCUCUUGAAGUGUCAUAAAAAACAAUAAUAAGGUUAAAUGAUUAACUAUUGAGUUAAAGCAAUAAAACACCCAAGCUCAAACUUCUGAUUCACCACUAUCAAUUUAGUAUUUCCUAAAAUUUAUUCUCUGGUGACAUAAAAAAGGCAAAAUUAUUAAGUGACAUAGUUAUGAAAUAUCAAAUUUUGUGACUUUUUAUGAAAGGAAGGAAUCUAUUUCAUGUGUAUUGAAAUAAAUUCUGUAAAAUUAAAAAAAUACUUUAUAUUAUAUAAUGUUUAUCUUUCAGCUAAUAUGAUCUUACCCACCUAUAAAUUCAACCAACCUUUCUUCUCUCAUUUCUCUUUCUCCCUUUCUUCUUCCUUUCUUUCCAUCUCUUCUUUCAUUUAACUGAACACAUUGUAUUUAAUAAGUGUCCCUUCUUUAGGAACUGUGCUAAGGGCCAUGCUGCCACCUACAAAGACAUCUUGGGAAGAGAUGAUAAUAUAGCAUCAGCAGCCAAUACUGUGACUCCAUUGUUAUUUUGGCCAACUAAAUUAAUCCAAAAUAGUUGAGUCAUUCCUCUUAAAUAGUUGAACCAGUUCUGAAUUAGUUAUAGACUACAAUUCUUUUCAUUCAAACCUGUAUUUGAAAGGGCCUUAUGUAACUAGCACAAAGCAGAUGCUGUAUACAAUCUAUUGAUUCAGGUUUAAAUUCAAUACCUUUUAUUGAGCAAGUUGAAUUUUCCAAUCAUAGGAAUGUCCAUGCUUCUGUUACAUCAGUCUGUCCAUCAUCCAUCUCUGUGGCUGUCUAGCUGUCAUCUAGUUAUUAUUUUAUUUUUACAAAAGAAACUAAAGUUUACAGAGGGCUUGUCCAAUGUCACAUGGCUAAUAUAAGAAACCAAACCCAAGUUCAAGCAUUUUGAUUCCAGGCUCUCCCAAUAGCACAGUAGGAUUUGAGAUUUGCUACAAUGAUAUUCCAUUUAUAAGACAAUGUAGCAUAGCAAUAAAGGCAUGGGUUUGGGAAUCAAGCUUGGAUUUAAAUCUGGCUGUUUUACUCACUAUCUCUGUGACCUUGAGAAAGUUAAUUAAUCUCAUGGAGUCUCAGUGUAUUAAUCUAUAGACCAAAGCUAAUAAUAUUUACCUGUGAGGUUAUUGUGAUAGUGUAUGUAAAAUAACACAAAAUGUACUUAGUAAGUAUUAACUGUGAUUAAUUCUUUAUCCAGACUUAUCUCCAACUACAUGAUAUAAGUUCUCAAUUUCAACUCUAAACUGGCUUCCUUGCUGUGUGGGUUUAAAUGUCAUGGACAGAAUCAACUUCAGAUCCAUGACUGUUAUUCUUGUUUACAAUACCUCAUGAUUAUGUUUGCCUAUGCAAAACCUACUCAUCUCUCACAUGUUCAAAUCUCACCUUGUCCUUAAGCCUUGAACAAUUUAAGUAUCUUUGGUCUCUUCUUACCUUUAUCCAAAACUCAGAAGUCGUAUAGUGCUCAUUUUGAAGAGUAUUGUAUUAUUUCUUAAAUAUUUUUAUUAUGUAUUUUUUCCCUUGACAAAAUUUUAUUUUAUGGUGGUCUGGACCCUUUUCUUAUAUUUUAUUCACAGAUCCCAUAGCACACCAAGAAAUAUGCAAUUUAUUUGGUAAAUUCUCAACAAAGGAACAAUUUGUGUACAAGAUCAGCCAUUGAAAAUUUCAGCAAAUGUGAUAGAAAGCUUUUUGUUUCCAUGUUUUUGUUCAUCUUAGGAAUUUUCAUAUUAAACUUUUCUGAUUUAAAAAUGUUAUAUCCAGGCAGAAUAAUUACAGACAGUUUACUACAAUAAUGUUUAUUGAGGAUCUACAUGUGAAAAUAGUAAAGUAACAAAAUGACUGGAAACAAAAUUUUUCUCAAUUAGGAAUGAUCUUUGUACAAUAAGUUUGACAUCUGGUAUGGAGGCAGUAUAUGUCAGUAUAAAAUGCUUUCAAUACUCUUUAAUUUACAGAAAAGUAUCCAUUGUAUAUUAAAUUCACCCAAAAUAAUAAGCUCUGUAACAUCGAAUAUUCUGGAUCAUGAUUCAGUGACACACUGAUUUUUAACAAGUGCUUUUAUCUUUGUUUUUUUUGUUGUUGUCCUAAAUAAACACGUAUCUCUAUAUUGUA
Messenger RNA from Phyllostomus discolor (pale spear-nosed bat), 4367 nucleotides. It is a transcript of the gene PTGER3, whose product is annotated as prostaglandin E receptor 3. Gene Ontology annotation, molecular function: prostaglandin E receptor activity. The coding region runs from base 235 to 1404 and encodes 389 amino acids. Gene Ontology annotation, cellular component: plasma membrane. The record is from RefSeq and is a predicted model, not a curated record. Gene Ontology annotation, biological process: intestine smooth muscle contraction; negative regulation of gastric acid secretion; adenylate cyclase-activating G protein-coupled receptor signaling pathway. The transcript has 4 exons. NCBI's taxonomy places the organism in Eukaryota, Metazoa, Chordata, Mammalia, Chiroptera, Phyllostomidae.